Molecule: messenger RNA, 7493 nt
Organism: Oncorhynchus gorbuscha (pink salmon)
Lineage: Eukaryota; Metazoa; Chordata; Actinopteri; Salmoniformes; Salmonidae
Product: thrombospondin type-1 domain-containing protein 7A-like
Exons: 30
Coding region: 357-5480 (1707 amino acids)
Biological process (GO): actin cytoskeleton organization
Cellular component (GO): plasma membrane
Source: RefSeq, a predicted model, not a curated record
GCUCCACAGCAGAGGACAGAGGCAGGAACGGCAGUGAACAGCAGCAGCACCAGAGAGCAUGGAGGAGCAAGACUCUAUCAUUCACCUGGACCUCUACCCUUCUCACUGACAACCCUCCUCUGGGAGUACCCCGUGACGAGUGGAGUAGAGAAGAGAAGAGGAGGGAGAUAGAGGACAAGGAGAGGACUCUCUCGAUCUGCCCUUCAGGAGAGGAAGCACCAGUCCCUUACUCUAGUGGGACAAAUCACACACUUCUUUUUUUUUGUUGCCUGUCGUACCUGUGUAAGUCUUGGGCUAUCUUUAAUCUGCAGUCACCCUCUUGACUGUGUGGACUUACGUUGACCCUGGAGAGGACCAUGGGGCUAGGGUGGAGGUGGAGGGGUGCAGGAGGGACCCCCAGCAUAAGGACAGGGGGAAGCACCUUCCUCUGGGUGACAGUACUUCUGUUCUGUGGUACCUGGAGGGCUAACACACAGAUGGUAGAGGACACCAAGUCUGUGUACUUCUGGGAAACAGGGCCAUGGGGCAGAUGUAUGGGCAGUGACUGUGGCCCAGGUGGCAGCCAGAGUCGGGCUGUGUGGUGUGCCCACGUGGACGGCUGGACCACCCUCCACACCAACUGUGACCAGUCCCAGCGGCCUUCCAACCAGCAGAACUGCUUCCGUGUGUGCGACUGGCACAAGGACCUUUACGACUGGAAACUCGGUGCCUGGAACCAGUGUGUGUCCGUGUCAACAAGAACCUUUGGGGGCAUGCGGCCAUAUGUAUGCAAUGGGGGUGAGGAGGGCAUUCAGACCCGGGAGGUGGGCUGCGUACUAAAGUCAGACGAAUCUCUCGGAGACGACACCAUCUGUGAGUACUUUGAGCCCAAGCCUCGGCUAGAGCAGGCCUGCCUCAUCCCCUGCCCUCAGGACUGUGUAGUGUCUGAAUUCACCCCCUGGACGUCCUGCUCAAAAACCUGUGGAACCGGCCUAAAGAACCGGGUGCGCAGUGUCCUGGUGCCUCCACUCUUCGGGGGUUCAGCCUGCCCAAACCUAACCGAGUUCCACACCUGUAAGCCAGGGCCUUGUAAGGGGCCUGAGGGGGUGUACAGCCUCAGGGUGGGGUCCUGGAUGCCCUGUUCUCUCCCCAUUUCCCGGCCGGUGCGGCAGGCCAAGCAUAGGAAGGGUAAAGGGGGGGCCAGGGAGAGGCCUGGGGUCAAAGACCCUGAUACUAGGGAGCUGAUCCAGAAGAAACGGACCAGAAACCGGCUCAACAGGCAGGAGAGCCCCUUCUGGGACAUCCAGGUGGGAUACCAGAGUCGCACGGUGUCCUGUGCACACAGGAACGGGAGCACGGUGGGACUCAGUCUGUGUCUACCCUGGGACCUCCCUCUGACGGUCCAGUCCUGCAUCCUCGCUAAGGACUGUAAGCUGAGCGAGUGGGCAGACUGGGGCCCCUGCUCCAAGGCCUGUCUAGACCCAGACCCUGAGUCCCCCAGGGGCCAACGCUCCAGGACCAGACGAGUGCACCAGUUCUCCGUGGGGGAGGGGGAGGACUGCCCACCGCUGGAGGAGACGGAGCCAUGUGACCCCCAGGGGGAUGGAGUACUGCCCUGCGCCACUUACACCUGGAGGACUACAGAGUGGAGCGACUGUAGAGUGGACUCGUUGCUAAGCCAACAGGACCGUCGGCGUAGCAACCAGACCGGCCUGUGUGGGGGAGGGCUCCAGAAUCGAGAGGUGUACUGUGUCCAGGCCAACGCCGAACUACUGACCUACCUCAACAACCUCAAAGACAAAGAUGAGGGUCAGACCUCAAACCAGCAGAAGCCUAGUGUUCCCCCUCUUCUAUCCAUCAGCUUUGAAGUUACAGCAUCCCGUCCUGUGGACAGCAAGCUGUGCGGGGGUCCCGUCCCCAACACGUCCCAGUUGUGUCACAUCCUCUGUCCCAUCGAGUGUGAAGUGUCCCCAUGGGGGGCCUGGGGACCCUGCACCUAUGAAAACUGUGCCGUCCAAGAAGGGAAGAAAGGUUUUAAACUGAGGAAACGGGAGAUCAGCAAUGAGCCAACAGGUGGACCAGGGAACUGUCCUCACCUGGUGGAGGCUGUCCCAUGUGACGAACCCAGCUGCUGGGACUGGCGCCUGGUCAGACUGGAUGAGUGUAUCCCGGACGGGGAGCUGCCGUGUGGCCCCGGGACACAGAUACCUCAGGUCCAGUGUGUCAACAGCACUGGUGACAUGGUGGACAAGGAGCUGUGUGGGGGAGCCUCUACCCCUGAGCCCAUCGCCUGUGAUGUGCCUUGCCCUAAGAACUGUGUCCUCAGCGACUGGACCUCCUGGUCCUCCUGCUCCCAAACCUGUUCCAGCAAAACCAUCGAGGGCAAGCAGCUGAGAACCCGCUCCAUACUGGCCUACAACGCUGGCGAAGUAACUGCAAUGGUCGUGGCAUGGAUCACAGUGAUGGAGGGUUUUUCAAGGGUGCCAACAUUUCCAAAGCUUUUUGGUGGUGGCGUGUGCCCCAACAGCAGUUCCCUGCAGGAGGUGCGUAACUGCAACGAGCAUGCAUGUACGGUGUACCACUGGCAGACUGGCCCCUGGGGCCCCUGUACUGAAGACCCCUCAUCCUCAGCCCUCAACACCACAACUGGCCCCAGGUCUGCUGCCGGCCCCAACAGCAGUGGACAGGGACCCUGCUCCCGGGGCAUGCAGACACGCAAGGUCAUCUGUGUCCGGGUCAACGUAGGACAGGUGCCACCCAAGAAAUGUCCUGAGAGUCCUCGUCCAGGUACAGUGCGACCCUGUCGAAUGCCCUGUAAGAGGGACUGCAUCGUCACCCCCUUCAGCGACUGGUCCCAGUGCUCUCCCACCUGUGAUGCAGCUGGUAACAUUCAGAAGACGAAGCAGUCAAGAAACCGCGUCAUCCUCCAGCUGCCAGCCAACGGGGGCCAAGACUGUCCUGAGGUGCUGGAGGAGGAGAAGGACUGCGAGGCUCCUAAAGUCUGCCCUGGUUACAGGUGGAAGUCACACAAAUGGAGAAGGUGUCAAUUGGUACCAUGGAACAUCAGGGAGGACAGCCCAGGGGCUCAGGAGACAUGUGGACCAGGUCUUCAAACAAGAGCCGUGUCCUGUCGCCAGCUGGACGGAGUGCAGGCAGACAUUGGAGAGUGUCUGAAGUUUGCCAACACCAUGCCCUCCAUCACUCAGCGGUGCCAGCUUCCAUGCCAGGACGAUUGCCAGCUCACCAACUGGUCCAAGUUCUCGUCCUGCACAGCUGACUGUGUGGGGGUCCGAACAAGGAAGAGGUUACUUGUAGGGAGAAGCAAGAAGAAGGACAAGUGUAAGAACACCCAGAUGUACCCUCUGAGCGAGACCCAGUACUGCCCGUGUGACAAGUACAACGCCCAGCCCGUGGGCAACUGGUCCGACUGCAUCCUGGCCGUGGGAGACCGGGUGGAGAGCCUGCUGGGCAUGAAGGUCCAGGGGAACAUCAAGGAGUGUGGCCAGGGUUACCGCUACCAGGCCAUGGUGUGUUACGACCAGGACAACAGACUGGUGGAGACCUCACGAUGCAACAGCCACGGCUACAUUGAGGAGGCAUGCAUCAUCCCCUGUCCGUCAGACUGUAAGCUCAGCGAGUGGUCCAACUGGUCCCGCUGCAGCAAGUCAUGUGGUAGUGGGGUCAAAGUGCGUUCCAAGUGGCUCCGGGAGAAACCCUACAACGGAGGGCGACCCUGCCCCAAACUGGACCACAUCAACCAGGCCCAGGUGUAUGAGGUUGUGCCAUGUAUUAGUGACUGUAGUCAGUAUGUGUGGGUGGCUGAACCCUGGAGUGUAUGGAAGGUCAGCAACUUGGACCUGAAGGAGAACUGUGGAGAGGGAGUCCAGACCCGCAAAGUCAGGUGUAUGUUGAACACUAUUGACGGUCCAUCUGAGUCUGUGGAGGACUACCUGUGUGACCCGGAGGACAUGCCCUUGGGGACGCGGGGAAGCCGGCUGCCCUGCCCCGAGGACUGUGUCCUCUCUGACUGGAGCAGCUGGAACCGCUGCAGCCUGCCAUGCAGCUACAACAACAGCAGGAAACGGACAGCCUACGCCAUCCGGUCACCUGGAGAAGGGAGACAAUGUCCGGACACCACAGAGAAGGAGCCAUGUAGUCUGAACCUGAACUGCUUUCACUAUUUCUACAACAUCACAGACUGGAGCACAUGUCAGCUAAGUGCCAAUGCUGUGUGUGGGAACGGCAUCAAGACGCGGAUGCUGGACUGUGUACGCAGCGACGGCAAGUCUGUCGACCUCAAGUUCUGUAAGGAGCUGAGCCUGGAGAGGAAGUGGCAAAUGAACAUUUCCUGUGUGGUGGAGUGUCCCGUCAACUGCCAGCUGUCUGAUUGGUCGGCCUGGUCAGAAUGCUCGCACACGUGUGGACUGGAUGGGAGGAUGUGGCGUAGCAGGGGGGUGGUGCAGGGGUCCCAGGGAGAUGGGCGUCCCUGUCCCUCUCAGCUGGAGCAGUGGAAACCUUGUCCUGUCAGACCCUGUUACAGGUGGCAGUACAGUCCCUGGUCUGAGUGCAGGGUGGAGGAGGUGGUAUGUGGAGCGGGACUUCGCUACCGGAACCUGACGUGCUUCGUGUCAGACGGCUCAGGAGAAGGAGAGGCCAGCAUGGUGGAGGAGGAGUUGUGUGGGGGUCUGGAGCUGGCUGUCAACAGAGACAAGCUGAUCAUACUGAAGGAGACCUGUGUUCUGCCCUGUCCAGGUGAAUGCUACCUGAUGGAGUGGUCUGACUGGAGCCCGUGUCUGAGUGUGUGUGCUAAAGGGGCCGGCGUGGACUUUGGCUCUGUCCAGGUGCGCUCGCGAGCCGUCAUGGCCCAGGAGCCCGAGAAUGUCCAGCUGUGUCCUGACCAGGAUUGGGAGUCCCGACCUUGCACUGAUGGGGAGUGUUUUGAGUACAAGUGGAUGAGCAGCACGUGGUCAGGCUCCUCUCGCGUCACCUGGUGUCAGCGCUCUGAUGGACUCAACGUCACAGGAGGAUGCCCCCAUAUCAAUCCUCCAGGGGACGACAACAACUCCUGUGACCCGCCGUGUCAAUUGCCAAUGUCCUUCUGCACUGAGGCUGGCGUGUGUAUGUGCGAGGAGGGCUACACAGAGGUGAUGUCCUCCAGUGGCCAGCUGGACCACUGCACCCCCAUACCCAUUCUGGAGAUCCCCACAGCCGGGGACAAGAAGACUGACGUGAAGACCAGCCGUGCCAUCAACCCCACCUUGCCUGCCACUAUACAGCCUGGACGCACCGGACGCACCUGGUACCUGCAGCCCUUUGGACCAGAUGGCAAGCUGAAGAUGUGGGUAUAUGGUGUAACAGCGGGAGCCCUGGUACUGCUCAUGUUCAUAGUGUCUAUGAUAUACCUAGCUUGCAAAAAGCCAAAGAAACCAAAGAGACAGAGGCAAAUGAACAACCGAUUGAAACCUCUCACCCUAGCCUAUGAUGGGGACGCUGACAUGUAGGACUCUGGGGUAGCCUAGUCCUCCAGAGACCUGCCCCACCUGCCGUAAAAACAAAGAGACAUAUCCCAUCAUAGGAAGGACAGGGAUGUUUUCAUCUUGCAGAUCAGAAGAAGAAGACCAACGGCCAUCUUGAAACCAUUUUGGGCCCUCAUGUGUUAAUUGGAGAUAGGAAUUGAGGAAACAUUUCUCCACUUAGACAUAUUUGGGUUUAGUCCAUUUCAAGCAGCAGUUCUCCUUUUCCAUUUUCUUUUGUGAUAUUUCCUUAAACAAACGCCUUCACAGCCUCCACUCACUAUGAGGAAAAUGCCUUUUUUUUUUGUUUUGCCCAUUUUUUGCUUUCAAACGGAAGGGCUGCUGCGAAGAGACAAACUUUCCUGUCUUUGAACAAAAACAGCACAAGCUCAUUUCUUUGCCGUGUUUUUCUGCUCGUCACUGAAACGUUGAGUAGCUGGAGGCUUAGGAUGCACUGGCGGUUCGCACGUUGCCAAAAGUCACCGCAGGGAAGGGGAGGAAAAUCUCCAUGAAAAGGCUUGGAUUCAUUUCCUUUCUGGAUUUUGACUGAAAUCUCCUUCGGUUGCAAACAAAGAGAUACUUUUGGUUUCCGGUUGAUUCCUAGACAGAGGCGUAUCUUGAAGGAUAAACAUAUACAGACCGAGAACACAAGAUGAGAAACAAUCCCUGGUUACUGGAUCUAUUGCCUGUCUCCCUUUUGCUUUGUUUCAGGCACAAUUAUUGCACUAUAUUAGUGCAGCAUGAUAUGCACAUGAUGAGUUAUACGUUGUAUUGCCAUAGAACAUUGCCUCUCUUAAGACACAACCAAAUGCAGUUGGAAACUAAAUGUGAAAAUAAUGGGCAUUUUCAAGGCCAUGGAUACAUGAUAACUGGAGAUGAUGUCCAUAUUCUAUAACACAGGGGGUGUGAAUCAAUAGUAAAUAUGUAUAGAUUUUAUUUUGUCAGAACUCGUUUUGUUUUUGGUCCAGUAUCUUUUGUGGUCUAUAUACUGUAGUUUGUUUGGUAUUGUCCCUCUCUCUAUGCCCGAAUGAAAUUGAACAGACGACUUAAAUGAGGACCAUUGAUUCUGUUCUUGCUUACAAUGAGAUAUUUCCAAUGGUUUAAAUGUUCUAAAUAUGAAACAUAGCCCAUAUGUACAUGGAAGAUAAAUGGGUAAAUGGAUUUUCUUAUUUUUUAGAUAACUUGUUUCGCAAAAAACAAAACACUUCUAAAGCUAAAAUGAUGUGUGUGACUACUAUUGUAUUUUUAUCUCAUUUCUAAUGUCACGCAACUCUAACUUCUGCCUUAUUGUGUCAAUGAUCAACUAUAUACAGUACCAUAUACAUUCAUGAAACCAACAUAUUUAAUAAUGGGUGCAGCACAGGUUUAAACUGUAUUUCAUUGAUUCAUGGGAUGAAUGACUGAUGAAUUUGGUGAUUGAUGAAUUUCGAUAGAAGUUAAACGAUACCAUUUUCUAGGACAAAAGGCUCUAGGAACAAGACUAUUUAAAUGUCCUUUUUUCACAAUGACCCAUAUCAUAGGUGCCCUUAGACAUAUUAUAAUGAUGCAGUCGUUCUCCCGGCGUACAAUAUCACAUCAUAUAUUCUGUAUAUAUAUAUAUAGAGGUCCAUCUAAGCAGCCGUCAUCACAGUACAUGAAUACAGAGGAAAUAUGACGCCGUUGUUCUACAGUGGCAGAAUGCGACCAGUCUGCCUGAUUGCUGGAAGAGCAGCUGAUGAGGAGAAUGUUUACUUUUUUUUUGUCAGUUUUCCUUUUAAAUAUUUUUUGAAUUUUUGGAGAGAGAGAAAAGAUCAACAUAUGUGUACAUUUAUUUUGUAUUGCUCACAAAUGUUUAGUUUGAAUAUUGCAAAAUGGGUGUAUGCUAUUACUGAUGGUGGUUCUCUUGAAGCAAGCUGUGUGUUGUACAAAAAGAUAAGACUCCGUCAUUUUGUAGAGAUUGUAUCGGAAGUAUUACUAAAAAUAAAUGAAGAAAGUGUUAUAAACAUACUAAGUUACAAUGAA